AUGGAACUACUACUAUUAGGUGAUGGUACAGGUAAGCUACACUAUGUGUUGAUAAAGGAUGUUAACAGACUACUGUGUACUGUAAACAAGACCAAGAAGAAGGCACACUUCUGUCUACACUGUGUAAGUGAGGAAGCACUUGCUAAGCAUAAGGAGAUCUGUAUGGAAGUAAAUGGAACUCAAGCUGUAAAGCUCCCCAAGUCGGGGUCAAAGAUAAAGUUUAAAAAUCUUAGGAAUAGUCUACCUGUGCCAUUCGUAAUAUACGCAAACUUUGAAUCGAUACUUGUACCUGAAGAGACUACUGAUAGUGACAGCGAUAGUGACAGAAGUUACACAGAGAAAUACCAGACUCAUCAAGCUUGUAGCUUUGGACUGAAGACGGUAUGUCACUACAACGAUAACUACUCUGGAAAGUACACAAGCUACAUUGGAAAGGAUGCGGCAUACGUAUUCCUUAAGACUGUCAUUGAGGAGUCAAAAAGAUGUAGGCAAAUAACUAAUAAAGCAUUCGACAAGAAAAUGGUUAUCUCACCUGAGGAAGAGAAACAAUUCAUGAAUGCAUCAAACUGUUACCUAUGUGGUGGACUACUUGGUGAAGAUAGAGUUAGAGAUCAUUGUCACAUCAAAGGACACUACAGAGGAGCUGCAAAUAAUAUAUGUAAUCUGAAGUUUAGCAUAGCAUGGAAAAUACCCGUGGCUUCCAUAACUUGA
Molecule: messenger RNA, 711 nt
Organism: Paramuricea clavata
Lineage: Eukaryota; Metazoa; Cnidaria; Anthozoa; Malacalcyonacea; Plexauridae
Source: the annotation of a GenBank genome assembly